This is a messenger RNA of Anguilla anguilla (European eel), 2771 nucleotides long. Its product is annotated as protocadherin gamma-A10-like. Gene Ontology annotation, cellular component: plasma membrane. Bases 232 to 2673 code for a protein of 813 amino acids. Lineage: Eukaryota; Metazoa; Chordata; Actinopteri; Anguilliformes; Anguillidae. The record is from RefSeq and is a predicted model, not a curated record. Gene Ontology annotation, biological process: homophilic cell-cell adhesion. The transcript has a single exon. Gene Ontology annotation, molecular function: calcium ion binding.
AAAAGUCCGAUUGCUUGGUCUGGUAUCAGGAAAACCCUCCCAUAUCGCCAUGCUAUACAAGCUGCAUUCAGAAGCAUUCAGAUCGCCCUCCGCAACCUAAUGGAUAUUUCAGUUCAUCUGUUUAUAUAAGGAUGAACAAAUACAGAUUUACAUUUUUGAAGAUCUCCGUUUCUGAAUAAUUUAUUCUCGAGGAUAAUAUAUCAAGUUUUUGUGCAGCUGCGGACGAGAGACAUGACACUUUGGUGUACGAUGAAAGGGCAAGUACUGCUGUUGAUUUUGACGGGUUAUAAUAUUGUAGCAAUAUAUGGACAGAUUCGCUAUUCCAUACCAGAAGAAUUGAAAAAAGGAUCGUUCAUCGGCAAUAUUGCCCAAGAUUUAGGCCUUGAGCUAAAAAGACUGCGGGAAGGACGGGCCCGUAUCGUUACUGGAGACAGCAUUCAGUACGGACAGCUAGAUACAGACAAAGGGGUUUUGGUUGUCGGUGAGAGAAUAGACCGAGAACAGCUUUGUGGUGAGGUAUCUCCUUGUAGCUUCAGUUUCGAAAUUAUUCUUGAGAGACCAAUGGAGCUACAUAGUGUUACUGUAGAGAUUUUAGAUAUCAACGAUAAUCCCCCGACGUUUCAAAAUAAUGAAAUCAAGCUGGAAAUUAGCGAAACGGCGUCACCAGGGGCGCGCUUCGUAUUAGGUAGCGCGGAUGACCCUGAUGUGGGAAUAAAUUCUCUUCAGAAUUACGCUUUAACGCCGACUGAUAAUUUCAUUCUGAAACAACAUGAACGUCCGGAUGGAGUUAAAUAUGCUGAAAUGGUCCUUCAAAAACCGUUAGAUAGAGAAGAACAGCCACGCCUUUCUUUAAAAUUAAUAGCAAUGGAUGGGGGCAAUCCACAGAAAUCUGGAACUGUUAACAUCGAUGUUACUGUUAUUGACGCUAAUGACAAUGCCCCUGUGUUUAACCAGUCGGUUUACACAGCUCGUGUGUUUGAAUCUUCGCCAAAAGGCACAUUGGUGACUGUAGUGAAUGCGACUGAUGCAGAUAUUGGUUCAUAUGGUCAAGUAAGUUAUUAUUUUUCCAAUCUCAAAGGUAAUGUUGGCGACAUGUUUCAUUUAGAUGAAAAUACUGGUGUAAUAUCCGUAAGUGGCCAAGUAGAUUUUGAGAAGGUAAAAAAAUACGAGAUAAGCAUCCAAGCAAAAGAUCAGGGGGGGCUUGCGGAUUCUAGCAAAGUUGUCGUUGAGGUGAUUGAUGUGAAUGACAAUGAGCCUAUAAUAAAUGUAAUGUCGUUUUCCAGCCCUAUACCAGAGAAUGCUCCAUCUGGAACAACAGUAGCAAUAAUAAAUGUGAAAGAUUUGGAUUCGGAGAACAACGGUGAAGUAGUAUGUUCAAUAAAUCAAAACCUGCCAUUUAAAAUAGCAUCAUCCUUGAGAAACUAUUACACUCUUGUUACUGACGGUGUUUUGGACAGAGAGACUGUUUCAGAAUACAAUAUAACUGUAACGGCUACGGACUCUGGUUCGCCGCCUCUGGGUAGCACAGAAAGGUUGACGCUUAAGGUGUCUGAUGUGAAUGACAAUGCUCCAGUUUUUACGCAGAGCUCAUAUACGUCUUAUGUUAUGGAAAAUAACUCACCUGGAAAAUCUAUUAUUACAGUGAAGGCUAAAGACUCUGACUGGAGUCAAAACGCUCGAAUAUCAUAUCUUCUAGAAGAAACGUAUGUCGGCGGGGUAACUGCUUCCACUUACGUUACCAUUAACUCAGAAACUGGAGUUGUUUACGCCGAGAGAGCUUUUGAUUAUGAACAAAUAAGACAAUUUAGGAUUCUCGUGAAAGCUCAGGACGGGGGUUCUCCCCCUCUCAGUAGCAAUGUCACGAUUACAGUCUUGAUUCAAGACCAGAACGACAACGCGCCACAGGUUCUCUAUCCAGUACAGACUGGUGUCUCUCUGGUGGCUGAAAUGGUGCCUCGUUCAGCAGAUGUUGGCUAUCUUGUCACCAAAGUAAUCGCUGUUGAUGUGGACUCUGGACAGAAUGCAUGGCUCUCAUACAAACUGAUGAAAGCGACAGAUAGGGCGCUUUUUGAGGUGGGCCUACAGAAUGGAGAAAUAAGAACUUUACGCCAGGUGACUGACAAAGAUGCUGUAAAACAAAGACUUACUGUUGUAGUGGAGGACAACGGACAGCCUGCACGCUCAGCUACAGUCAAUGUGAACGUGGCGGUGGCGGAUAGCUUCCCUGAAAUGCUCUCAGAAUUCACUGAUUUUACAACGCAGGAGAAGGAACACAACGAAAAUAUGACUUUUUAUUUAAUACUGGCUUUGGCUGUAGUUUCCUUCCUCUUCAUUUCAUCCUUGGUGGCAAUAAUAUCAGUAAAAGUCUACAGAUGGAGACAGUCGCGCAUCUUCUAUCAAUCCAAUCUGCCAGUUAUCCCGUAUUAUCCACCCAGUUACGCAGACGCUGGAAGUGCAGGAACUCUGCAGCACAUGUACAAUUACGAGGUGUGCAGGACCACAGAUUCCAGAAAGAGUGACUGUAAGUUCAUCAGACCCUGCAGUCAGAGCGUUUUAAUAGUGGAUCCCAGCUCUUCAGAAACCUUGCAGCGCGUGCCGAAAGAGACAAACAUCUUGGACGAGCCAGAAUCACCGCUGCAGGUGAGAUUGUGUCUUUGUCAUUUUGAUUUCUGAAGUGGAAUUAACGAUUUUAUAACUUAUAGAAUGAACGAAUCUAUAUAAUUUGUAAAUGCAGUUUUCUAAUAUUCAUUGUUAUAUUUUACAUAUCUACA